AUGAGCAGUCGUCCACCAAGUCCCCAGCCUGGCACGUCAGGGUACCCCCUGGAGGUGAUAGUGAAUGAAGAAAGCCCAGGACCAUCAGCCCGCUGGGUAGAUCCCAGGCCCCUGCCUGAGUCCUCGGGCCUGAAGAGGAAGAGGGAGUGGUCGGAGUCUCUCCAGGAGGAGACGGAGGAGGAGACAGCCGCCAAGGCUGAGGACAGCUGGGUGGUGGAGUGGCUGUGUGGACUCAGGAUGAAGCUGAAGAAACAGCGGGUGUCCACAGUGCUGCCUGAACACCACGAGGUCUUCAACACACUGCUCGAGGAUCCUGUCGUUAAAAGAUUCCUGGCCUGGGACCGAGAUCUGUUGGUAUCUGACAAGUAUCUGCUGUCCAUGGUCAUAGCUUAUUUCAGCCGGGCUGGCCUCUUCUCCUGGCAGUACCGGAGGAUUCAUUUCUUCAUCGCUCUGUGA
This is a messenger RNA of Equus quagga, 456 nucleotides long. RefSeq names its product speedy protein E4-like. The record is from RefSeq and is a predicted model, not a curated record. The transcript is spliced from 4 exons. Gene Ontology annotation, biological process: positive regulation of cyclin-dependent protein serine/threonine kinase activity. Gene Ontology annotation, molecular function: protein kinase binding. Bases 1 to 456 code for a protein of 151 amino acids. NCBI's taxonomy places the organism in Eukaryota, Metazoa, Chordata, Mammalia, Perissodactyla, Equidae.